UCUCUCCCUCUGUCCCCUCUCCCUCUCUCUCUCUCUGUCUUUUUCUCUCUCUCUCUCUCUCUCUCUCUGCUGAAUGGAAAAGUCGGGGGUCUCGGAGCCCACGGGCCCGUUGCUGGGUGCCGGGCAAGUUGCCGUGGGGGCGGUUGGCAGGUCGGCCGGAGCUGAAGGAGAGGACGGAGAGGUGGCGGCUGUGAGCUCCAAACUUUUCUGCUGCGCGUGUUUGAGACGCUGGAUCCCCCUGGCCUACAGAGAGGAGCUCUACCAUGUCCUGAGACUCACAGGCCCACUGCUGGUGUCUCGGAUCUUAAACCUCCUCUUGCCGUUUGUCAUCACCAUAUUCUGUGGUCACCUCGGCAACGCAGAGCUUGCCGGCUAUGCUCUGGCCUCCACGAUCAUCGGUGUUACCACGACAGCGACCGGUUAUGGCCUGUCCUUGGCUUGUGACACGUUGAUCUCUCAGACCUUCGGCAGCAAGAACCUGAAGCGCGUGGGGGUGAUCCUCCAGAGGGGGGUUCUGAUUCUGCUGCUCUUCUGUCUGCCAUGCUGGGCUCUGCUCAUCAACACGAACAACCUCCUGCUGCUCCUAAAACAGGAGGAGGAGGUGGCCAGGGUAGCCCAUCUCUAUGUGACGGCGUUCCUACCUGCCGUUCCGGCUAUGUUCCUUCACCAGCUCCAGUCAUCCUACCUCCAGAGCCAGGGGAUCAUCCUGCCCCAGAUGUACACAGCGGCCAUAGCCAACGUCAUCAACGUGGGCGUCAACUACGUCUUGAUAUUCAACCUGGAGAUGGGAGUCCUGGGCUCAGCCAUAGCCAAUAGCUUGUCUCAGAUCUACAUCUGUCUUCUACUGUAUGCCUACAUCUGCUGGAGAGGGCUGCACAGGAACACAUGGGGAGGCUGGUCCACUGACAGUUUGCAGGAAUGGGGCUCCUACAUGCAGCUGGCUAUUCCCAGCACACUUAUGGUCUGCUUUGAAUGGUGGGUCUGGGAGAUUGGAAGUUUCCUUGCCGGGAUAUUAGGGGAGGUGGAUCUCGCUGCCCAGCACGUCUUCAUGGAGCUGGCAGCUCUCACCUACAUGUUCCCUUUGGGCGUCCACGCGGCCACCUGCGUGCGAGUGGGAAACGCCCUGGGUGCGGGGGACACAUCCAGCGCCAUCAUCACAUGCAAGGUGGCGUUGGCUCUGUCAGGUUUGCUGGCCCUGUUCCAGGGGGUGGGGAUCUUUGGCUCCAAGUCAGUGCUGGGCUGCAUCUUUACCUCCGAUCAGAACAUUGUGGAGUUGGUGUCCAAAAACCUCACCCUCUACACGUUCACACAAUUCUUUGAUGCUAUCGUGUGUGUGUGCACAGGGAUCCUGGUGGGGGCUGGGAAACAGAAGAUAGCUGCCUUAACGAACCUGGUGACGUACUACUGUAUAGGCCUACCUGUGGGGACUGCCCUGAUGUUUGCUGCCAAGCUCAGGAUAAUCGGGUUUUGGGGAGGAUUGUCCAUCUGCAUUGUGAUCCAGAUGACGUUUUUCAUCAUCCUCAUCUUCAAACUCAACUGGCAAAAAGUCACAGAGGAGGCCCAAGUGCGAGCUGGAAAGGGUAGGCCUGUCACAAUUGUGCCGUCAAAGGCUCCUAUUGGACAUCCUGUGAUUGACACAUUGAUUCCAGAGGGGUCCGAAUAUCCACGGCCCACUUUCAACUCUGACAUGAUCCAGUCAGAUAAUGAGGCUCUCAAAGCAGCUGGGCACACCCCAGUCAGCACCCAGGAACAGGGUACAGGGGAGAAGCAGGGACUGAGGGCCGGAGGCAUCAGCAAAGGGCCAGGGGUAUGCGCUGGCGAGGCCGAGGGAGGGGGCGUGGCCCCUGAAAGCCAGACUGAAACGGAGCUGUCCAUGUCUCAGCUGGUGCUGCGGAGAGGCCUCACCCUGCUGGUGUUGCUGGUUAUCCUGGCCACAGGGGUCGCUGUCCACCUGGCUUGCCCCCCUCCCAAGCCUUCCAUACAGAGCCGGAGUAACCUGACCUUACUGGACUGGGCCAACUACUCCUCCACCCCGACACCAGCCCCCUGGCUCGACCUGACCUUGCCCCACCUAACCCUCUGAGGUACCGCACUGCAACCGGGGAGUGGGGGGAGGGAUAGGUGGAGACAAGACUAGUGGAGGAACUGGUGGAGGAACAACAGACUUUGGAAGACUGCAGAGUUGCCUUCUCAUUUAAACUCCCAUAUUACUCAUUUGUGAUUGGUUACUCACUGUUGCAUUACAUUUUCCCUGCUGCUGUCUUGGGGCGGGAGUACAGUAUCAGUCUGGUUCACGCUUCCGAACAUUCUUGUUUCUUUCUCCUCCAUCAUGAUUCUUUAUCACAAACUAAGUUUAGCUUGAAACAAAACAUUGAUCUAAUGAACUGUAAAUGUCUCAUGCAAGAAUGAGUUUUGUAUUUUACAAACUCGACAUGUCAAAUAUGAAUUUGUACUUUGUAAUACUGAGUGCACAGCUCUAGGUAUAGCACUACUUUUAGGUGUACUCACAAAAAGGCGAGGGCUGACUUACUCCAACCUCAAAUGUGAAAAAUAAGAGAUUUUCCUAAACUGACCUAGAUUAUGAAGUCCAAUGGUACAGUAUGAAUCAAUAAUUUUUUAUAUAUUCAUUUUGACCUAAGUGUUUAUUUGCAUGUUCAAUAGGCAAGGUUUAUAAAGUAAGUAAGAAGUUCAACAGACAGUGACAGUCUACGUAGAAGGAACACUGCUCAUAUU
Molecule: messenger RNA, 2733 nt
Organism: Osmerus eperlanus (European smelt)
Lineage: Eukaryota; Metazoa; Chordata; Actinopteri; Osmeriformes; Osmeridae
Gene: slc47a1
Product: solute carrier family 47 member 1
Exons: 17
Coding region: 74-2083 (669 amino acids)
Biological process (GO): xenobiotic detoxification by transmembrane export across the plasma membrane
Cellular component (GO): membrane
Molecular function (GO): antiporter activity; xenobiotic transmembrane transporter activity
Source: RefSeq, a predicted model, not a curated record